This is a messenger RNA of Penicillium nucicola, 3228 nucleotides long. RefSeq lists its product as uncharacterized. The transcript has 12 exons. The record is from RefSeq and is a predicted model, not a curated record. Bases 1 to 3228 code for a protein of 1075 amino acids. Gene Ontology annotation, cellular component: membrane. Gene Ontology annotation, molecular function: ATP hydrolysis activity; ABC-type transporter activity; ATP binding. NCBI's taxonomy places the organism in Eukaryota, Fungi, Ascomycota, Eurotiomycetes, Eurotiales, Aspergillaceae. Gene Ontology annotation, biological process: transmembrane transport.
AUGGUUCGGGGAGCAUUGAUUGGUCUCAUCCACCACCAGUAUCUUCAUUUGCCCAAUGAGAAAUCUCGAGACUCACCCGCAUUGGCACUGAUUACCUCGGAUAUUGAUAGCAUCGAAUCUGUGGGAGAGACUUUUCACGAGACUUGGGCCCGCCUCGUCGAGGUAGCUAUAGGAACAGUGCUUCUAGCUGCUCAAAUCCAAUGGUUUGCAUUUCUACCCUUCGUAAUAAUCUUCGGUUGUUCGCGGAUGAGUGCGUAUGUGGCAAAGCACUUGGAGGAUCGGCAAAAAGGCUGGAAUGCGGCAACACAGAGCCGUCUUGCCGCGACAACAGCAGCUUUGAAAGGAAUCAAGAGCUUGAAGAUGAUGGGGAUGGAAGACGCCAUUCAGUCUCAGGUUUUGCAUCUGCGAAACAAUGAGGUACAAAUGUCAAAGCGCCUACGAUGGAUUCUGGUCGCCUAUAACGCAAGUGCAAAUGCACUUGGGAUCCUCGCCCCAGUCUUGACUCUCAUCCUUUUCCUCUUGUUCUCUCAAAGCAAUAAAAUGCAUGCCGAUCAAACAUUUACGGCUCUAGCUCUGCUAGCCAUGGUGACACACCCAGCCAAUAUGGUCAUGACUCUGAUUCCGCAGGCAAUUUCUGUUAUGGCGAACUUUGAUCGUAUCCAGGCUUUUAUUAGCCAAGCUUCCAUUCAGGACAAGCGAAAUGUCUCCCAGGAAGCCAGUCAUCAACAAUUUGUUUCAAUGCAAGCGCUAACGGUAGCACAUCCUCCAAUAUACUAUCCAAUACUCCGUGAAGUUGAUUUGGCAAUCACUAGAGGGGAAAUUGUCGCUUGCACUGGUGCCGUUGGAAGUGGUAAGACAACGUUGGCAAUGGCUAUUCUCGGAGAAGUUACCGCUACCACAGGCUCGAUCUCGUUAUACUCUAAGGAAAUUGCAUAUUGCGCUCAAGAGCCGUGGCUGCCUAGCGUCACUAUCCGGGAAGCUAUAUCAGAAAAUAUCAUUGCCCUAGAUAUGGAGUGGUAUGGCACUGUUAUCGAAGCCUGCGGCUUGGUCCCAGACUUCGAUUCUUUUGUCGCUGGUGACAUGACACUGAUAGAGAACAAUGGAAUCAAUCUCUCUGGGGGACAAAAACAUCGUAUAGCUUUGGCACGAGCAGUGUACUCGAAGUUUAGAAUGAUUGUCCUAGAUGAUCCGUUUAGUGCUCUUGAUGAAGCUGUCACAGGCCACAUCGUGCAAAGACUAUUAGGCCCACGAGGUCUGUUUCGGAAAAUGGGGAGUACAGUGCUUUUGAUCAGCAACUCUAGAGAAAUAUUUUCAAUCUCAGAUCGAGUGUUUCUCCUUCAUGGGUCAAGGCUCGAUCACAAAAUGAACCUUGAUGAUCGGAACGCUGCUGUAGGAGUUCCUUCUUUGCCUUCAAACAUUUCCCAUGACCUCAAUGCAUCAAAGAAGUCUGGAAGUCUUGGAAAGAGUCGCAAACUGCAUUUAAGCGAUGCUGAAGAGGAUACAUCCCGGAGGACUGGCGAUGUUGCAAUAUAUGGGUAUUACAUUAGAGCAGUCGGGUGGUCAAACACUCUUCUUUUGAUUAGCUGUACAGCUGGUUUCUCAUUUUGUUCCACAUUUUCUCAGUAUAUUCUGAAAUGGGCGAUAGAAUCACCCUCGGAAAGAUUGAAAUUUUAUAUGUCUCUCUAUGCCGCAAUAUCGUUCAUCGGAUGGGCGGCAACUAGUGGGACUGUGUGGGCCACUCAGAUGAAAGUUGCUGUCAGGUCAGGAACCUUUUUGCACGCACAACUGCUUGAUCGAAUGCUUAGGGCGCCUCUGUCAUACUUCAGUAAAACUGAUAUCGGUAGCAUUGUAAACAGGUUUGGGCAGGACAUCAAUCUCGUGGAUAAGCAGCUUCCUCCAACGUUGGCAAAUCUAAAUACCCUGCUACUAUUGAAGGUCCGACCAAUGAUGACCCUCACCGUGCCUGUCUGCGCCAUAUGCGUUUAUUUCAUCCAACGGAUUUAUCUUCGGACUUCUCGACAGCUACGCUUCCUUGAACUUGAGUCGAAAUCAUCAUUAUUCACAAACUUCCUGGACACGGCAAAUGGAAUUGUUACAAUUCGAGCGUUUGGAUGGAAAGAGAAAUAUGAGAACCAGAAUUCAAUAGCCUUGGAUCUGUCUCAAAAGCCUUUCUACCUGCUUCUUUGCCUACAGUGUUGGCUGAAGAUGAUUUUGGAUUGUAUUAUCACGGGGUUUGCAGUUGUCCUAAUUGCGUUCACCAUAUUUUAUCGAAACAAGACAGCCGGUGCCGAUAUUGGUUUGGCUCUGAACUUGAUAAUUGUCGCAAACACCACGCUACUAAGGCUUGUACAGUCCUGGACGUCCCUUGAGACUUCUUUGGGGGCGAUUGCUCGGUUGAAAAACAUACAAGUCUGUCUGCCAACUGAAGCCAGCGCUGAGCAUACACUGGAUCCUGGCUUGCGAUGGCCCUCUUUGGGAAAUCUGCAGGUCAACAAUAUUGCGGUCGGUUAUUCCAAGUCCUCGCCACUUGCCCUGCACAAUGUGUCUCUCACAGUAAAGCCUGGACAAAAGAUGGUUGUUGUGGGUCGAACAGGGAGUGGUAAGAGUACAUUGAUGCUUUCGUUGCUACAACUACUCAGGCCCAGUCAGGGUCUUGUAUUAAUUGACGGCAUCGAAGUCACGCAUGUAUCCCCGAAAACGGUACGAAAACGCGCGUUUAUUGCAUUGCCACAAGAUGGGUUGACAAUUUCAACGGCCAGUCUACGCUUUAAUUUAGAUCCUUACCAUACGAGCUCAGAACAAGAAAUAUCUCUGAGUCUCCAAAGAACAGGACUUUGGGAUAAGAUCCAUUCAAUAGCAGGUUCAACCGAGGAGACAGGCAGGAGUCUCCAAAUCCGAAGCCUGCUUGAUCUUCCUAUGUCAUCAUUUCUGUCAUUUUCGGCUGGACAACUUCAAUUAUUUGCCUUGAGUCGAACACUGCUACGAGUGUGGUCGUCCGCACCACACAAGCCGGUUGUUAUCUUGGAUGAAGUCAGCUCUUCGUUGGACUCAGACACUGAGUCUAUUCUGGUUGAUAUUCUUCAAAAUGAUCUCCGAGACUACACUGUUGUGAUUAUUGCACAUCGCGUUGCUGGUAUCAUGCGUGCUAUGAGACCUGGGUUUGAUGUAAUUGCCACCAUGCAAGAUGGCAGGCUGCAAAAUGUUUCUAUUAUCGAUAGCCCUACUUGA